Molecule: messenger RNA, 2094 nt
Organism: Tetrahymena thermophila SB210
Lineage: Eukaryota; Ciliophora; Oligohymenophorea; Hymenostomatida; Tetrahymenidae
Product: EB1 protein
Exons: 3
Biological process (GO): spindle assembly; protein localization to microtubule plus-end; regulation of microtubule polymerization or depolymerization
Cellular component (GO): cytoplasmic microtubule; microtubule plus-end; spindle midzone
Molecular function (GO): microtubule plus-end binding
Source: RefSeq, a predicted model, not a curated record
AUGUCGCAUACAAAUUCAGCAUCUUCAGCAAAGAAGAGCUCAGUAAUAGGCAAAAAUUUUAUAUCCAAAAAUGAGAUAUUAGCAUGGAUUAAUGAUUUGCUUAAGGUUAAUAUGACUUUAAUAGAAUAGCUUGGUAGUGGUACUAUGUACUGCCAACUUUUGGAUGUCAUAUAUCCUGGAUAAGUUCCACUUUCUAAAGUAAAGUGGACUGCUAAGCUUGAAUAUGAUUUUUUGCAUAAUUUCAAGAUUUUGCAGCAAACUUUUGAUAAGCUUUAAGUGCCUAAAAUGAUUCCAGUCAAUAAAUUAGCUAAGGCAAAGUACUAAGACAAUUUAGAAUUUGCUUAAUGGAUGAAAGCUUACUUUGAUAUCAAUUGCAAAGAAAAAGGGAGAGGUUAUGAUGCAUUAAAAAGAAGAGGAAAUGUUGUUCCUUAUUUUGGAUUUUGCAAAGGUGGUGUCCUUCCUAAAUAAACUCUUUUCUUCAGAAAUCCUAAUGAAAAGCUAACACUUGACGAUUUUUCUAGUAGUUCAUUUUCUUCAUAACAUGAACCUGAAUUUCCAGAAAGUGAAAGCUACUCUAGCAAUAAUAAUGUUUAGGGGCUUUUUAAAAGUGAAAGUACACCCCUUAAAUAGUCCUCUUUCUUUUCUAAUAACUCCCCUUAAAGUAGUAGUUGUGGUUCAGCUUAAAUCAAGCAAUAAUCUUAUUAAAUGAAUCCUCCUAAAUAAUCCGCCUCUUUAAAUUAAACAAGCAACUCAUUUUUUUAAAGAGGAGAGUAAAAUUAAUCAAUAACUCCUAAAAAUUCUUUCUUUGAAGCAGGUAAUAGUAAUAAGGAAUUCAGCUAAUUCUUUGGAAAAAGCGAAGGACAAAAGACAUAAGACAACACUUGUAGUUUUUUCUAAAAAGAAAAAUUAUAAAGUGAACUUAAUGAUUAAAAUUAAAAUAAAUUUAUUGCUAAUAAAUAUGGAAAUUAAGGAAAUCAAAAUAAUCAAGGCACUUCAAUUAUUGAAAGCAGCUUUUUUAGUAAAUAAAGAGCAUAAAAUUUUAAUUCUUAAUCAAAUUAGAAUAAUUUCUUUAAUAUUAAUAAUGAGAAAGAUUUUGAUGCGGCUAGUAGCAACAAUUCAAAUAAAUUUAGUUGUGAUAAAUCUUAUGAAAAGAAAACACCUUCUCUAUCCACUAGCAAUUUGCUUAGUAAAUUCUAACAAUUGACAGAAGUUUCAUAAAUUCUUUUAAAAAAGAAUAGCGAAACGUCUGAAAAAAGUAAUUUAGACAUUUUCUAGAAAUAAUCAUAGUACGAAGAUAAAUCACCAUCUAAUUCAAAUUUAUAAAUCACAAAAGAAGUCAAAUUAGAUUUUUAGGGCGAUUCCUUUUUUAAAAAAGAUAUUUCUUAAAAUAAAUAAUAAUAACAAUUUGAUGACUAAGAAAAGCCACAAGCAGAAACAAUAAACCAUUAAUAAAAUUGUUAGUUUGAAGAAAAAAACUUUAAAGAUAAUUUUUUUAAGGCUGAAUAAAAAAAUUAAAAUAAUAUCUUUAAUUGUAAUGAAAACAAAAUAGUAAAUGAAAAACCAGGUUAAAUUAAUCAGAGUAACAGUUUUUCAUAGUAAAGCGAUUCUUAGGAAAGUAAUAUCUUGUAUAGGAAUAUAUGCUCUUAAGAAUCAGCAUCCAACUAAGAAUGUGAUAGAAAUUAAAACGGAGAAUAUUAAAAUAAUACCAAUUCAAAUUCAAUUCAAAUUUAACAGAACAUAACAGAAGAUGUUAGUAGCUCUUUUAGUAAACUAGAAAAGAAUGAUAAAAUAAAUCAAAUUUAAAAUAAUUUAGAUGAUCUUGAUUCAUAAAACUCAUAUGAAACUCCUAUUUGCAAAAAAUAAAAGAAAAAUGAAGAUAAUGAAAACUUUUCUAAAGGCUCUGAAAGAUAUAAUCAAACUACAGUAUAAAUUAACAAUAAAGAAGAUUUAGAUUAAACAUUAUAAGCAGAAAAUAAUUUUGUGAAAAAUUCUUCAAAUAAGGAUAAAAUAUUGAAGAUAUUUCAAAUCAUCCAGCUAUGCUAGUGUGAUUAUGACUCAGCUAUGAAUUAAAUUUUAAAUGUUAUACAAAAUUGA